Molecule: messenger RNA, 1277 nt
Organism: Fragaria vesca subsp. vesca
Lineage: Eukaryota; Viridiplantae; Streptophyta; Magnoliopsida; Rosales; Rosaceae
Product: transcription factor bHLH30-like
Exons: 5
Coding region: 1-1092 (363 amino acids)
Biological process (GO): regulation of DNA-templated transcription
Molecular function (GO): protein dimerization activity; DNA-binding transcription factor activity
Source: RefSeq, a predicted model, not a curated record
AUGCGUCUGCCGGGAGUCGAACCCGGGUCUAUUGCUUGGAAGGCAAUUAUCCUAACCGUUGGACUACAGACGCUGCUUGUUUAUACAGCUUCGAAAGAGUUUGCACAAGAUGCACAUCCAUAUGUCUUGCUCCAGUUACACGCCCUUUUUGUGUUCCCCCCUAACAACAAGUAUGAACAAACCCACAAGAAGUGUUACUGCCACUGCAAUAGUAGUCAACGCCAUAGUCAACGCAGCUCAAAGCUUCCCUCUCUCAAAGCUCUCCUUCUGGUUCGCCCCAACGACUCGCCCACCUGGUCUUCUCUUCUCGAGCUUCGCUUUAACUCAAACCCAUCAAUCGGAUCGGACUACUCUACCCUUUUCAACCCGUUUGCGCAUCAUGGGUCGGGUGACGGUUUGAGAAACGGGUCUGUGCAGGCUCUUCCGCACUCUUUGGUGUUGGACAGUGAGAAAGGUGAGCUUGUGAAAGCUCCAGCUAGAGUGGGAAAGAAAGGUGUUUCAGAAGCUAAGGCUUUGGCGGCUUUGAAGAAUCACAGUGAGGCUGAGAGGAGGAGGAGAGAGAGAAUCAAUGCACAUCUCUCCACUCUUCGUGGACUUGUUCCCUGCACUGAAAAGAUGGACAAAGCCGCAUUACUUGCUGAAGUUAUCCGCCAAGUCAAAGAGCUGAAAAAGGAUUCCCUAGAAUCCAGCAAGGGUUUUCUCAUUCCCAUUGAUGCCGAUGAAGUAAAGGUUGAACACUAUGACAGUGGGGUAGGAGAUGGAACCAUAUCUUUGAGGGCAUCCAUCUGCUGUGACUACCGCCCUGAGCUUCUCUCUGACCUAAAAGAGGCUCUUGAUUCCCUUCACUUGAAAAUGGUGAAGGCAGAAAUGGCAACCCUGGGAAACCGAGUGCACAAUGUAUUUGUUUUGACUGGCUGCAAAGAAGGAAACAAUGAUGCUGAGGCAUACCAACACCUUGCAAAUUCCAUUCACCAUGCCUUGAGUUCUGUCCUCGAUAAGGCCUCAGUCUCGCCUGAAUACUCUCCAAGAACAACGCUGCCAAGUAAAAGACAAAGGAUCUCUUACUUCGAUACCUCGAGCUCAUCCUCAUGAUUGAGAGCAAGAUUCUUUGGUGGCGGUAGAGAUGUGCAUAUUGUGAUCUAAAAUGGGUUUAUGUAUUUGUAUCCUUAGACAUGGAUGUGUGCAAGAUCAACUAUUUGUGAUAUCUGCAUGUAUACAUUGUAUAACAAAAACACUGAUGAAUAAUACCAAAGGCAAGAGAAAGCUGCUUUUAUGUA